AUAAAAUUCAGCAGGUUUUGGAAAGAGAUUAGAAAGUGGAAGAGGGAGGGCUUCUUCAGGCAAAUCUCUGUGCUUCAACUCUCAAGCAAAUGUCGACUUGUUUUCUCUCUCCUAUAGAAAGUAGAAAACAAACCCAGCAAUUUGAAGAAAGGAAUCUCUCUGCUUCACACUCUUAGCAAUUUGAAGAAAGAACACUACAAUCUGACCAAAUUUGAUUUGUCAGUCACUUGGAAAGUGUUCAGGCCGAACCCAGUGAAGAUCCGAGUGAGAGAGGAGAGUAUGUGGGGAUUUUGAAUGAUAAGUUGACGAUUUUAGGGUUUCUUGAACAAUGAAAUUGGGCGCAGAUGGCUCAAAGGGAGGAGAGUCUUGGGAUAUGAGCAAGUCAAAGAGUCGAAAUAAGAAAGAUGAUUCCUUCGAAGAAACUGGUUGUUGGGUUAGGUUAAGGUCCAUCGGCAGCUGUAUCAGUAUCUCUUCAAGAUCUAAGGUGGAUAGUUCAAUUAGUGGGAUCAUUACUCACUGUGAAAUCAAAUCUACGAAUAAUACAAGUCGAGACAAUCCAGUUACACCAGCUGUUGUAUCAUCUACAACUACUAGUAUUGCUGAGAGCAGUUCAUCCACAUCAAAACUUGAAGAGGAGCUCAAAGUUUCUUCCCGGCUUCUAAAAUUCGGAUUUAAUGAUCUUAAAAUGGCAACAAGGAAUUUCAGACCAGAGAGUCUUCUCGGAGAAGGUGGCUUUGGUUGUGUAUUCAAAGGGUGGAUUGAGGAGAAUGGAACAGCACCAGUGAAACCUGGUACUGGGCUUACUGUUGCUGUCAAGACACUUAACCAUGAUGGGCUUCAGGGUCACAAAGAAUGGCUGGCGGAAGUGAGUUUUCUUGGAGAUCUCAUCCAUCCUAAUUUGGUUAAAUUGAUUGGUUACUGCAUUGAGGACGACCAGAGACUUCUGGUCUAUGAGUUCAUGCCUCGCGGAAGUUUGGAGAACCACCUGUUUCGGAGGUCGCUUCCGUUACCAUGGUCAAUCCGAAUGAGAAUUGCGAUUGGGGCUGCAAGAGGCCUAGCCUUUCUACACGAAGAAGCCGAAAGACCAGUCAUAUAUCGAGAUUUUAAGACCUCUAACAUACUAUUAAAUGCGGAAUAUAAUGCCAAGCUUUCUGAUUUUGGGCUUGCAAAAGACGGUCCUGAAGGGGAUAAAACCCACGUCUCUACACGUGUGAUGGGAACGUAUGGAUAUGCUGCCCCGGAAUAUGUCAUGACAGGACAUUUGACAUCAAAGAGCGAUGUCUAUAGCUUUGGUGUGGUCCUGCUGGAAAUGCUGACGGGUAGAAGAUCAAUGGACAAAAACCGACCAAACGGAGAACACAACUUGGUAGAAUGGGCUAGGCCACUCCUAAAUGAAAGGAGGAGAUUUUACCGACUGAUAGACCCUAGGCUUGAAGGUCACUUUUCGGUAAAAGGAGCCCAAAAGGCUACACAUAUAGCAGCUCGAUGCCUUAGCCGGGAUCCAAAAGCUAGGCCAUUGAUGAGUGAAGUUGUUGAAGCGUUGAAGCCACUUCCGAAUCUUAAAGACAUGGCUAGUUCUUCGUACUACUUUCAGUCGAUGCAAACAGACAGGAUUGGUUCAAGCCCAAAUGGAAGAAACGUGGUUAGAACUCAGGGACAUCCGAGGAGUCUUUCGAUACCUAACGGAACACAUCAAUCACCUUUUCAUAACAAGAUUCCCCAAAAUUCACCAAAACCAAAUGGUAAAGCAUAGUUGUAUGUCAAUGGUUGUUGUUUGGAUUGUAUUGUAUUUGUAUGAUCUUUUAGGAGCUAAUCUAAGUGGGGAGACAAUAGGGGGAAGUGGUGUUUGAUGAAACUGUGAUUUCUAUUUCACAUGUUUACUUAUUUGUUCACAAAUGUUAAUGAUGAUUUAUCAAUUUCACA
Molecule: messenger RNA, 1923 nt
Organism: Impatiens glandulifera
Lineage: Eukaryota; Viridiplantae; Streptophyta; Magnoliopsida; Ericales; Balsaminaceae
Product: serine/threonine-protein kinase PBL34-like
Exons: 6
Coding region: 329-1753 (474 amino acids)
Biological process (GO): protein phosphorylation
Molecular function (GO): protein kinase activity; ATP binding
Source: RefSeq, a predicted model, not a curated record